CUCUCCAAGCUCAGAGUUCAUAGACUGAUGAUCUGUCUUAGUGUGAAUCAAUCUGACUUAUUAUAUAUGAUCUCUGAUUAAAUGAUAGCAGCUUAUGUUUAGAGGGUGUUUUGCAUGAGUUAACUUCAUGCAGGAGAUAGGCAGCUAUGAUUGUAUAUUUUUUUUAAAUAAUUUUGUAGAGUGGAGAUUAAAUUUGAGUGGAGAUUAAUUUCAGUUUGACCGUUCAUGCCUACCUUUUCUUAUAAAAAAUGUUUAACUGUGUAUGUUGCUGGUUAUUAUUACAUUAUUGUAUUAUACUGUAUUAUAAGUAGAACAUAUUAUGUUAGAAACCACACAUUAUUUAGAGCAAAAGUAGAAACAACCAGACAUAGGGAAAGUGAGAAAAAAAUGCUGGGAAAUUAUUCAUACAGUAUCAGAGAAAGAGUACACAAUGGUUGUUUAAUUGAGUAUAUCCACAUUAACAUUCACACUGGUAUUCAGUACAGUAAGAAUGGUCAUGGCCCUAAGACUGAUUGGACUGUACCAGAGUAAGUGACCCUCUGUAAAGCCCCCCUUAGCGUUCUAAAUCUGUAAGUUAAUAUUUGUCUUUAUCCUUCUCUCAAAAAAGUCACUAGUAAUGAGCGUUAAAAACCUGAGCAUUCACAGGGUUGGUGUGAGGAGGGCAGAAGAGGGGAGUGAGGAGAGUUAUUCAGCUCUCCAGACUAAACUGUAUAUCUGACUGUUUGACUGUGAUAAGGCUGUGCUCCAUGCUUCCUCACAGCAGCACUUCCUCUGUUUGUUAGAAAGCUGUUGGGUCAGCAUGCUGCAGAUACAGGGAAGCAGAGGGAGGAGGGAGAAUGGGAUAAUAUAGAUAGCCUCAGAUGUUAUUUUGUAUUUGUUUUAUUGUUUUAGAGGGUAGAUCCACUUUAAUAUUGCAGAUAGACUGUGGAUUCAAUGUAAUUGUCUGCAUCAUUUCCAAUCCCCCAUAUAUUUUGCUUCUUUAUUAUUUUCCCCUAACCCUAUCACCCCUCCGCUAAUUGGAGUAAACUUAACGGACAACAAAAUGUAGGCUUCAACUUCCAGCUUAUACAUACUAUAUACAUUUUACAGACAUGGUAUGUAUAUUUUAUAUUAGUUAUCUUUUUUUUAUCGUUUUUAUUUGUUUUUAGUACCACCCUUCAGCUACCCUCAACCCCACCCAUUUAUCCCUGAAAACCAUCCACUUUCUAAUUUCUAAUUUCCACAUAUUUUAACUGUGCUCUAAUGUUUCACAGAAGUUCUGAACCUUUCUAUUCUCAUCAUUUCUACAGAUUGUAAAUUAAAGAUGACCAUUUUUACUAAGAGUAUUAUUAUACUGAACAAAAAUAUAAAAGCAACAUUUAAAGUGUUGGUCCCAUGUUUCAUGAGCUGAAAUAAAAAGAUCCCAGAAAUGUUCCAUAAGCACAGAAAGCAUAUUUCUCUCAAAUUCUCUGCACAAAUGUGUUCACAUCCCUGUUAGUGAGCAUUUCUCAUUUGCCAAGAUAGUCAAUCCACCUGACAGAUGUGGUAUAUCAAAAAGAUGAUUAAACAGCAUGAUCAUUACACAGUUGCACCUUGUGCUAGGGACAAUAAAAGGCCACUCUAAAAUGUGCUGUUUUGUCACACAACACAAUACAACAGAUGUCUGAUGUUUUGAGAGAGCGUGCAAUUGGCAUGCUGACUGCAGGAAUGUCCACCAGAGCCGUUGCCAGAUAAUUCAAUGUUCAUUUCUGUACCGUAAGCCGCCUCCAACUUCGUUUUAGAGAAUUUGGCAAUACGUCCAACUGGCCUCACAACUGCAAACCACGUGUAACCACACCAGCCCACGUCCUCCACAUCCGGCUUCUUUACCUGUGGGAUCGCCUGACCGGCUGACGACACCGCUCGUGUAGCAUGUGUGAGCGUUGCAAAAUAAAUUUAGAAAUCUAUAUUAUAGCAAUAUUCUGGAGAUUAUUUCAUUUUCAAAUAACUGAAAGUGCAAGGUUGUAAUCUGAAUGAAUGGAACAAGGCCUUUUUUUAACACGGGGUUCGUCAUUCUUACUAAUCUGCUGGAAAACCAUUUAGGACUUAAGUACAACUUUUGUAUGACAGAAUAUUUUAGUAAGAGGUUCAAUGCUUUAAUAUUUAGUAAUUUCAGCCCUCCCUAUUCAUUAUAUAAAUAGGCCCGUUUCAUUUUGUCUGUUUUGCCAUUCCAAAUAAAGUGGAAUAUUUUUUGCUCUAUAAUUGAAAAAAAAACACAAUUUGCUUGGUCUAGGCAGGGCCAUAAGUAGAUAGGUAAACUGGGAUAUGAUUAAAUAAUUAAUCAGCCUUGAUUCUUGUUUUGACAGUUUGGAGUGAGAUACUCAACAGGAAUGUGUCUCACAUUGUAUCUGUGUAGCAAUAAAAGAUGUGAUCUAAAGAACAGAACAGAAAGACCUAGUGAAUGCAACAGCACAACAGGCGAAACCAGAAGCCAUGACACAACCCAUGCCAACCAGUCUGAGUGAAACAGCAGACAUGAUAACCCCUGUUGUUUGCGACGUGGAUGAUGGAUACUUUGAUGCCAUACUAGGAGCUGUCAUUGCUGCUGUGGUCCUGGUGCUUCUUUGCUUGGCAGUGGUAGUGAUUCGCUACAUGUACCGGCACAAAGGCACCUACCACACCAAUGAGGCCAAGGGCACCGAGUUUGCCGAAACAGCGGAUGCGGCACUUCGAGGCGACCCGGCUCUGCAGGAUGCCAUGGACGAGAGCAAGAAGGAGUACUUCAUCUGAUCUCAGGAGCGGCACCCCCUGCAGUUUACAAUGAACUUGGUCUGCCAAAAUAAGUGUAUUUUGGGGUUGGAGGAUAGAAAAGCUUGGAGAGGGGGUGAAAAUCGCCUCGCCAUACUGAGGCUCAGAGUGACUGUUCAGACAAUCUACCAAAGAAACAUCAGAUGCAUCUUACAAUAAUAUCAAUUCAGUAUUCUUCCCCCUAUCUGCUUCUCUCUCCAAUAUACUUGGCAUAUCACCAAGCAUAUACAGUAUACUUUUCAGAACACUGACUUUGCUAUUAGGAGGCUAUAUUUUUGUGGGGAACAGUGAGGAAAAACGCUUCUUAUGAGGAUCUAAGGCACCCAUAGACACCUAUGCCUUCUGUGGAAAAAGCAAAGAGUAUUCCUAGAACACAGAGUUGUAAGUAAUGGACCCUUCUCAAAAACGUCUAUGAUGAAACUCAAGGAAGUGAAUGGAUGUAGAAUUUCACUACAAGCUCACAAAACAAACUUUAUUUUCUAAUGGUAUUGAACCCAAAGCAAAAUCAAUUUUGUAAUGAAGAAACUUCUCAAUAAAUAGUAGGAGGAAAACAUGGAACAAAUUAUGUGGAAGAAAGUGACCUUUACUGUUCGAAAUGAAUCACCAAUGGGCCCUUACCAAAAUCCUGAAUAUAUCUGGUUGCUCCCGGAAUUACUUUUCAAUAACUUUUGUUUGGAUUGUGAUUGUCAAUUUGUGAGUGUUCACGGGAAUGCCUUUAGCAAUGGUUAAUAACUAGUUAAUUACAGAUCCAAAGAGAUAAAGUGAGAGCUGAACAACCUAAAACUGCAGGAAGACCUUGCCGGAUGAGGUUAGUUGUGAACACCAAAGUGAUGCUCUGUCUUAGACAGGGAGGAUCAGGGUUCAAACAGGUUCCUAAUGACAUUUUCUCACUAGUAGCCGAAAAUCAAUUCCAAGUAUAUUGACAUGCUAUUUAGAUAGCCACAGAAAACCAAACAUAUUGUGGUCUUCCCAUCCUGAUGAUUAAUAAAUUACACUAACUAAAAGUAUUGUGCGGUUUGUGUCCAUAAAAUGUUUAGCAUGAACAUUAUAGACCUGACAUUUUUUGGAUUGAUGCAGAAAUCAAUGAUGACUUUGUGAGCACCAGAGGUUCCUGUAUAAAUGUCUAAGGGUGGAUAAGUGUUGUGAUCUGGUCACGGCCGUAACCAUAUUUGUAGAACUAUUUGUGGGGCUAUUUCUUGGAACACUGUAAUGAUGCUUUUUAAAUUGCCUUGCUAAGGAAAAUAUUGAAGUACAACUCAUUCAGCUGUAACUACACUGCAUCAGUAAAACGACAACUGCAAUCAUUGGAUAUUGUUUGUGACGUUCCGCCAGGAUGAUACUAGACAAAAAUGAGAACACCCAAGGAUUUUUUUUGUCAAUUAAUUUUAUUGUGGUGGAAAUGGCAACUGAAAAUAAGCUGCUGGCUUUGAUUAAUGUGAACUUUUCUUUGUCUCCAUGAUUGCCAAGUUCUAAAAUAAUAGAAAGGACUGUUUUCUUGAUUCAAAAAAGAAGGUUUGUUAGAAGGGACAAUGCAAGAUGGCUCCUCUGCAAAUUAUGCUUUGAUAACUAGUGCUGAUGCAAACAAGUAUAAGACACAUACGCAGCAAUGUAAUUAUUCAUUCUCCUGAGGGCGGACACUUUUUUGUUUUUAGAUCACACCUUAAAUGGAGUGUAAGACAAUUGCUACCAAAAUGUAUUUAAUCUCUGCUGAAGAUAACGAAAUUCUCUCCAGCUUGUAAUUUCCUAACACAAGAUAAAAAUGAAAAGACUUGUAGUAAGAGGAUGCAUGGCUAUGCCAAGGCAUAGCACUUAACAGAAGCUGUUCCAGAACUGAAGAUACCUUGAUCCCAGGAUUGUGCAUCAUUUGUUUGCUUUUGGCCCUCUUUGCAAUAGUGCAUGUCAUUAACUUUCACUAUAAGUGUAUUUCAUACAUUAAUAGCAGCUUUCAAACUGAGAGCUCUCUGUAACUACAGUUCAUUUUUGUUUUUUCAUUCUUAACUGACAGGAGAACACUGACAUUGAGAAACAGAGAGGAAAGAUCUGAGCUAGCCUCAGCGGCAGUAAGAAAUACAACUUUACUCUCUGUUUCUUUUGCACUGUGGGAUUACCAGAUUCAAGUGGCAGGAAUUUACUCUUUACGUCCCCUUCACCUUGAAUGUUUUCUCUGUUGAAUUAUUCAUGUUCACGCAUUAUUUUGAAGCUCAAAUGUUUUAUUUAUUUCCACGAGGUAAAUCCAACUAAAAGCAAAUAAAAGGCAUUCUAAGUCAACUGUACUAUU
Messenger RNA from Oncorhynchus masou masou (cherry salmon), 5044 nucleotides. Its product is annotated as glycophorin-C-like. Gene Ontology annotation, cellular component: cortical cytoskeleton; membrane. The transcript has 5 exons. The record is from RefSeq and is a predicted model, not a curated record. NCBI's taxonomy places the organism in Eukaryota, Metazoa, Chordata, Actinopteri, Salmoniformes, Salmonidae. Bases 2452 to 2748 code for a protein of 98 amino acids.